AAAUACGUUCGCAAGGUCAAGGACGAUCCCCAAGUCUGUUUACAAGUGAUCAACUCUCAACAGUUUAGAAAAGGCUAGCAGAUUUAUCUGCAACACAUGGCUUCCAGGAUUCUGUACCACCGUGCUACAGGUACAUCUCGUAUGUAUCUUCCCAAUCUGAAUGCAGCCGUUCAACAUUUCCGGGCCUUCUCCUGGCACAGAGAUGGAGAAAGCACAGACAUGUACUACAAAGUUAUCGGUGAUAAUGACACAGACUCCUUCACCGUGUGGCCGGACAAGAAGCUGGGCCCGUUUGGUCCCAAGGAUAGACGGUUCCCGUUCCCAGGCAAUGUGGGGCUUACCUUGAAGGACCAAGAGCCCCUUAAAUUCCAGCCUGUUAGCGGCAGCAUAAAUCCAGAGGCGAUAUUUGAUCACAUACCCGCAGAGAGGCACAGCAAGGUGCUACAACAUGCAAAUGAGGAAAUGGAAGCGCUGGAAGAACUGAUGCAUGAUGAAGAGGGAAAGACGUUACCCAGCCCUGAUGAUCUGCUAGAAUGUGUGGCCCAUGACUGUCCUACCAUCAUGAGGAAAGACUUUGCCGACCUUUUUCCAAACAUGAAUAUCAUGAUGGGCCACUUUACUAUAAUCACAAUCAGCCAGAAGACGAAGUCGGAUAUGUCUGGCUGGUCAGAGGAAGUCGAAGACGAGAGGGAGACUCUCCUACAGAGUUUUGUUCAAGGAGCUACAGAUAUCUGUGAAGCGUUACAGAGUGCUGGGUACUGGGCUGACUUUGUUGACCCUUCCUGUGGAAAACCGUUCCUCGGAGAAAACACGAACGCCAGUUUAUAUGAGACGGACGAGCGAUACCGUAAACUGGGAUUUGAGAUUGACGACCUCGGCUGCUGUAAGGUUAUUCGCCACCAUGUAUGGGGAACCCACUCCUAUAUUGGGUGUCUAUUCACCAAUGCGCCCGCUUCACACCCCAUCUUACAGCUGAUGAAGAAACACUCAUAAACAUUGUUGUGUGGUUUUAUAUUAUUUUUACAUACUGUAGUAUAUAAAACAAACUUGGUGUCAUUUAACAGCAUUUUAUAGGCCCAGUAGGCAAAGCCCUUUUUUGGCUAAAUUCGAGUUAUUGACAUAUUUUCAUUGUAAUGAUAGUUGUAUCCAUUGUGAACGCAGUAGUGAUAUUUUAUGUCCAAAUUGUAGUUUCAUUAUUAUAUUUGGGCAGAAAAUUUGGUAUGGUUCGACUCUAAAUUAUAGAGAUGAAGAAAUUGUAAUGCAUUACUUAGGUUAGAUCUGUUGGGAUAGCACUUGUAAGCACAUAGCAAGUAAGGAAUGUAUGCACAGCUGAGUGGUUUACAUGGAAAUGUAGGUGGCACAACUAAAUGGUCCCCGGCUUGAUGCCCACCAGAGGGGCACUUGCCGGAUGCCUCUCCAACCUCUCCCAAAGGAAGGUGGAUUUAGUUGUAAAGAAACCAAUUUCGCAAUGGCUCUCCAAAUAACAAAUACGAACGAUUUAAGCGCUCUUGGUACAAAAAAUCAUCAGCAGUGUUUCAUUAUUUUUACAGGGAUGUGAUUUAUCUACAAAUUCACAGAUUUCUGCAGAUCUAAAGCCUCCAGUCACCAUGGACAAUUUAAAAUAAAAAUUGUUAGUUGUAAUUCUCCAGUUGGCUUCAAAUUUUAAGUCAGGAACCCCAAACCCCUCCCCAGAAUGGUUUCAGCCCUUCAGCUGCCAGGUCAAUCACAUCCCUGUUGUUAAUGUGACGUAAAUGUUUUAAUAUUUUUACAUAUGUAUUUAAGUGUAGGUAAUAAUCUUGUUUGUUUAUAAAUACCCCAAGCUUUAUUCCCCAUUGCUGUUUCUCAGGGUUUGCUCUAGAUGAACAUUUUACAGUGGUGAAAAUAAUUGCCAGCCCAGUGCAGGCUUGUUACAACUUUUUAGAGCAAAAUAGAAGUGAAAGAAUCUAGGCUAGUUAAUCCAAAAGUCAAACAUUGACAACUGUUUUCAGGGUGAAGACAUUUUUUCUUUCAUCAUUUUGUGUUACUGUUUGUUGGAAAGUUGUAUAUCAUGUAGAUAGUAUAUCUGAAUAGUGCAACUGCCAUAUAGUCUAUGGAAUGUACAGGAUUUAUGCUCUAAUACUUAACUUCAUGCUGCUUAAAUUUCAUGGACUUUUUAAGGAUUACUGUCCGUAGGCUUAUAGAAUAUUGUAUUUAACUUUUCUUCCAAGAAGAUUUACUACUAGAGUUUCCAUACAAAUUGUGAAGUUCAGUUUUGCUUGAAAUUCUUGUGUACUGUAGAUUCUCAAAAUUUUGCAAGGGUUUUAUAUUAGCUAUCUUGCUGGAAUAAAUUUGGAUGCCAAUUUUAAACCUAGCAAACUUUUGAUUUACUUUUAACUGAUUGAUCAGAAAUAUUGUGUUUUUUUAAAUAAAAAUGUGGUUAAAGACAUAGUUGUUAUCUUUAAAUAGUGAAAUAUUAUAUGAUCUGCUCAUAUGUUUAAAAAAUAAGCACUUCUGAUACAGUUGUUUCAUAUCUUGUUAGAAAUAAUUGAAAUAACAUGUGUACCAUGCAACGUCCAGACCAGUCAAGAUGGUAGAAUUUACAACAAUGAUGUUAAUAAUGUUUGGCAUACUAUUUCUGAUUGGUUAAAUUAUUGUAUUUGCAAACACAAGCCAAUUCUGAGCUCACCAAAAACGGAUUUCACAGAAUUAAAACAAUGUACAAAAUUUCGAAAUAAAUUAUGUUCAUUUAGUGAGUCAUGUUGGUGAGAAGCAUCUGUUUCUGCAAAGCUAAGGAUCUUGUUAUUUAUAGCUUAUUUGAAUGUCCAUUACCAUGAGAUUGAUAUUAAAGCAAUAUAUACAAGUGGGAUAACCUUGAGCUACAUGUAGCUACUAUAAUUGUAGAAAAGAUGUUUCACUGCAUAGCAAUGUAUUGGACAAUGACAUGCUAUUAUGAAGAUUAAAUUGUUGAAGUUCA
Molecule: messenger RNA, 2953 nt
Organism: Mya arenaria
Lineage: Eukaryota; Metazoa; Mollusca; Bivalvia; Myida; Myidae
Product: cobalamin trafficking protein CblD-like
Exons: 8
Coding region: 97-993 (298 amino acids)
Biological process (GO): cobalamin metabolic process
Cellular component (GO): mitochondrion
Source: RefSeq, a predicted model, not a curated record